Molecule: messenger RNA, 742 nt
Organism: Sander lucioperca (pikeperch)
Lineage: Eukaryota; Metazoa; Chordata; Actinopteri; Perciformes; Percidae
Product: enhancer of rudimentary homolog
Exons: 4
Coding region: 267-581 (104 amino acids)
Source: RefSeq, a predicted model, not a curated record
AAUUUUGUUUACGCUUUAAUAAUAUUGCCGGUUUAGAUUAAUUAUAGGCAUAUGCUUGUGAUCCUGUCCACUCAUUGUCAGCUUUUAAACCAACAGUAGACUAAAAUUAGCAAAUAAAUAAAUAAAAAAAAAAAAAACAGAAAACGGCAAAGAAGGGGUCAAAUUAGCGAGUUGUUCUUCCGGUGUCACAGGUCAACUCAUCCGAGAAGAAGCAAGGAUCCAAGAAAAUCCACGGACACCGACUGAAAAACUAUAAAACAAAAAUCAUGUCUCACACCAUCCUGCUGGUGCAGCCCACCAAGAGGCCAGAGGGAAGGACAUACGCCGAUUAUGAAUCCGUCAACGAGUGUAUGGAAGGUGUGUGUAAGAUGUACGAGGAGCAUUUAAAGAGAAUGAACCCCAACAGUCCGUCAAUAACGUACGACAUCAGCCAGCUGUUUGACUUCAUCGACGACCUGGCUGACCUCAGCUGUUUGGUGUAUCGUGCCGACACACAGACGUACCAGCCGUACAACAAGGACUGGAUCAAAGAGAAGAUCUACGUGCUGCUGCGCCGUCAGGCCCAGCAGGCAGCAAAGUGAAGCCUCUGAGGGGGAGUGGGGGGGGGGGGGUAUUAUUUUUCCGAUCUGUAACUUGUGUUCAAAUGGUUUGAGUAACUUGUUUUGACUAAGUUUUUUUGUUUUUGUUGUCUCAUGAAGGGGAGGUGCAUUUUGUAUUUUAAUGUUUGCCUUGUUAAUAAAGA